GAUCAAGUCAGCAGAAUCCCCGGAGGCACGAUGAAAAAUAUAAACUUCCAUGUACCCUUCAAAGUAUACCGCAUCGACAAACUCGGUACGCGACCACCAGACAUUUGCUAGCAUAAAAACAGAAAAAAAGACCGCAGCUUUGCGUAAUGACAAGAAGAUCAAACGAGAUACGAAGAAGAAGGAAAAAUCGACAGAACCAACGAGAUUCGAGAACCAAAAAUGGUGUUCAGUACGAUCGUAGUUACGUCGGCUUUGAAGGGCGCUUUGGGGCUGAUGGGCACAAGCUUAUGGUUGAUCCCAUUACUGAUAGCCGGUCUGUCUUACUACCGGUACGACCAAUUAGAUCCUGAGAGUCGACCCAUCAAUAGAUACCCAUUGUACCCAGAGUACGAUUUCAUCGUCGUGGGUGGAGGAUCGGCCGGAGCCGUCGUGGCGAACAGACUCUCCGAGAUUCCGAAUUGGAACGUUCUACUGUUGGAAGCCGGUCCGGACGAGAACGAAGUGACCGACGUCCCAUCACUAGCGGCUUAUCUUCAGCUAACGAAACUCGAUUGGAAAUACAAAACGGAGCCAACAGGCAGGGCUUGUUUAGCCAUGAAAGGCGGCCGUUGUAACUGGCCGCGUGGCAAAGUGCUGGGUGGAUCCAGCGUGCUAAACUACAUGCUCUAUGUUCGAGGGAAUCGUCACGAUUACGAUUACUGGGAAUCCUUAGGUAAUCCCGGCUGGGGAUAUGAGCAGGCGCUUUAUUAUUUCAAAAAAUCCGAAGACAACAGGAACCCGUAUUUACAGAAGAGUCCGUACCAUUCGACCGGUGGUUACCUAACGGUGCAAGAAUCGCCGUGGAGGACGCCGCUGGUAGUAGCGUUCGUCCAAGCAGGGACAGAAAUCGGGUACGAAAACAGAGAUAUAAACGGUGAGCAACAAACGGGGUUCAUGAUAGCUCAGGGUACUAUACGUCGCGGGAGUCGAUGUUCCACGGCGAAGGCGUUUCUGCGGCCGAUUCGGUUACGUCGGAACAUCCACACGGCUAUGAACGCCCAUGUGACGAGAGUGCUGAUCGACUCGGUCACGAUGAGAGCUACGGGCGUCGAAUUCGUGAGAGACGGUCGCCGGCAGAUCGUUCGAGCGAGAAAAGAAGUGAUUCUCUCAGCUGGGAGUAUCAACACUGCACAAAUAUUAAUGUUGUCCGGCGUUGGACCGAAGGAACACUUGCGGCACGUGGGGAUACCGGUGAUCAAGGACCUUCGAGUCGGGGACAAUCUUCAGGAUCACGUCGGCAUGGGCGGUCUCACUUUUCUCAUCGACAAACCCGUGGCUAUUGUUCAGAAUCGUUUCCAAGCGGCGCCUGUGACGAUGCACUACGUAGCCAACGGCCGGGGGCCGAUGACCACCCUGGGUGGCGUCGAAGGUUACGCGUUCGUUAACACAAAAUACGCGAAUCGAUCCAUCGAUUAUCCGGACAUCCAGUUACACAUGGCGCCGGCGUCGAUUAAUUCCGACGGCGGUAUACAAGUGAAAAGGGUCCUGGGCAUAACCGAUGAAGUCUACAACACAGUUUAUAGACCAAUCGCAAAUAAAGACGCGUGGACCAUAAUGCCGCUUCUGUUGAGACCGAAAUCGAGAGGCACCGUCAGGCUACGGAGUUCGAAUCCGUUUCACAGCCCGUUGAUCAACGCGAAUUAUUUCUCGGACCCGAUGGACAUCGCUACUCUAGUCGAAGGCGCGAAAAUCGCGAUGCAAGUCAGCGAAACGAAGGUCUAUAAACAAUUCGGAUCGAGGGUGCACAGGAUUAAAUUGCCCGGUUGUAAGAACUUAAAGUUCGGCUCGGACGCCUAUUGGGAGUGCCAUAUUCGACACAUCUCGAUGACGAUUUACCAUCCGGUCGGAACGGCGAAAAUGGGCCCGUCUGACGAUCCUACGGCCGUCGUGGACCACAGAUUAAAAAUUUACGGGAUCGAAGGACUCAGGGUGAUCGACGCGUCGAUCAUGCCGACGAUUUGCAGCGGGAAUACGAACGCUCCGGUAAUUAUGAUCGGAGAGAAGGGCGCGGAUCUUAUAAAAAACGAUUGGUUGGCAGUGAAGACGAACGGAAGACGGUGAAUUUGGUAUGUCAUAGUUUCAAGUACAAAAAUGAAAUUCUGCUGGAAAUAAAUAUUCGACACUUCCAGAUAGAACAAUUUUAGCUUGCAAAAAUUCACGAAUGUUUAUACGAUCGAUGUUUAUAAAUUUGUUUUAUUGUUUGUUAACAAGUUAGUUAUGCCUUGUUGAUUACUAGUGCAGCGAUGCGUGUCAGUCUGUCUUUACUUUGUAAAGACGUUACAACGUCUGCAUUGUGAUAUGUUGAAUGUGCAGAUGGCUCAUUCGAUUCUGGACUCACUACGCACGUAUACAUCGUUGUGGUACGUGCGCUCGUUUGCUUUUGUCAAACAACGAUGAUACUUUUGUUACUCUUUCAUAAAUACUGAACGAGAGCAUGAAUAAUAAAAGAAUGCUUGUAUAUGUUUGAAAAAUAUGAAAGAGAAUGCGCGAUAUUUCCUAUGUGUUCCUGGGAAGUGGGUCCGGGAUCAAAUUAAUAUUCUGUAUAUAAAUUCUUGUUAACUUAGUUAUAGAAUUGUUUAACUCGAAAGAUUUGCGAGAACGAACGAGUGACGAUUUUAGUUAAAGUUGUAUUCCGUUGUUACUAAUUAAGGAGUUUUUUAAUUGUACCAAACUGUGCGAACGAUUUUAGUAUUUAAUCGAAUUAACUCUAUUUUUUUUAUUGUGUUUUAUUAUGAAAUGUUUGUAAUGAGAAAUUAGAUA
Ceratina calcarata is the source of this 2799-nucleotide messenger RNA. Its product is annotated as glucose dehydrogenase [FAD, quinone]. The transcript has a single exon. Gene Ontology annotation, molecular function: flavin adenine dinucleotide binding; oxidoreductase activity, acting on CH-OH group of donors. Lineage: Eukaryota; Metazoa; Arthropoda; Insecta; Hymenoptera; Apidae. The record is from RefSeq and is a predicted model, not a curated record. The coding region runs from base 220 to 2100 and encodes 626 amino acids.